This is a messenger RNA of Auxenochlorella protothecoides, 1185 nucleotides long. RefSeq names its product Dual-specificity RNA methyltransferase RlmN. The record is from RefSeq and is a predicted model, not a curated record. Bases 1 to 1185 code for a protein of 394 amino acids. Gene Ontology annotation, biological process: tRNA methylation; rRNA base methylation. NCBI's taxonomy places the organism in Eukaryota, Viridiplantae, Chlorophyta, Trebouxiophyceae, Chlorellales, Chlorellaceae. Gene Ontology annotation, molecular function: iron-sulfur cluster binding; RNA methyltransferase activity. The transcript is spliced from 7 exons.
AUGACCAUUGCGGCUUCAUCAAACCCUCCAGAGGUGGCAUACCCUGCCUCCUGGUACGAUGGGGAGGGCCGCCUCAUGCUCAAGAACCUGACGCUGGAGCAGCUGAGCGACUGGGUGGUCGCGGCCCUGGGCGAGCCACGGUCCAGGGGGAUGCAGCUGUGGCGCGCCCUCUACCACAGCUGGCCCCUGCUGGAGGACCUGCGCCCUACGAUAGGCACGCCCAAUGGCUUCAGCGCCGCGUUUGUGGACCGGCUGACCCGGGUGGCCAGCCUGGGCGGCGGCAUGGAGGUAGCCGGCGUCAGCACUGCGCCCGACGGGACACAGAAGCUGGCUUGCCGCCUGACCACCGGACCCGCGGCGGGGAUGGAGGUGGAGUGCGUCCUCAUCCCCAUGCCGGGGUCGAAGCCACGCAUGACGGUGUGCAUCUCCUCCCAGGUCGGCUGCGCCCAGAACUGCCAGUUCUGCUUCACCGGUCGCAUGGGCCUGCUGGGCCAGCUGUCGCCCGCCCAGAUCGUGCAGCAGGUGGUGCUUGCCAAGCGCCAGGCGCGCCCCGGCGGCGUGGCCAAGCCUCCGGAUCCUUCAUCAGGGCCUGAAGUGCCCGUCACCAACGUCGUGUUCAUGGGGAUGGGCGAGCCCCUGCACAACGCCGGCUCCGUGGCGGUGGCAGUGGAGGUGCUGACCCACCCCCAGGGCCUGGGCUUCCCCGCCAGCCGGGUCUGCGUCUCGACGGUGGGCCUGGUGCCGGAGAUGCGGGCCUUCGCGGCGCGGAGCCGCGCGGCGCUGGCGGUGUCCCUGCACGCCACCACCGACGAGGUCCGCAACUGGCUGGUGCCCAUCAACCGCCGGCACCCGCUGCGCGAGCUGGUGGCUGCACUGGAGGAGCUGUUCCCUGCAGAGGCGCAGCGCGCCGGCCGCCACGUGCUCGUGCAGUACGUGCUCCUGCGCGGGGUAAACGACGGCGAGGCGGACGCCCACCGCCUCGCCGACCUGCUCGCCCGCGUGCGCUGCAAGGUCAACCUGAUCGGCUUCAACCCGCACCCGGGCACGCGCUUUGCGCCCAGCGGGGAGCGGGCCACGCAGGCCUUCCUCGCCGUCCUGCGGCAGAGGGGUUGUGUGGUGAUGCUCCGCGCCUCGCGCGGCGGGGAGGAAAUGGCGGCCGUGUACAGAUCAUACUGGGCAACAUGA